AUGUGGAAGGAGGCACUGGGCGACGCAGACACCGGAAGUGAAGAGACGGAGACUGAGGUCGAUGCCGCAAAUGAAUUGGAGAUCACGAACGAGACGGAGAACAACAACGGGACUGAGCAGCAGAGCGAGACGCAAAACGAAGACAAAAUGAAGGUCGAGAUCAUGGACGAUAUACAACCCAAGAAUGAGAUGAAGAUGGUGACCAUCGUCGACAGUGAUGAAGAACGGCUCUCCGAUUCGGACCUUGAAGUCGUGAAAGUCGUCAAAUUGGACAAAGUAUGCGCAAUACUGCCAGAAAACACACCAUCCACCAACACCAACACCAACACCAUUGCCACAGCCACGGCUCCGAAAAGUUCAGCCCGAUUCACUCGGAAACUGAAAAGCAAACGCGGCAGCAGUAGAAACGCUGAUGGCAUCACAAGUAGCCACUUACCGCGAAAUGACAGGCCAUUACUUACUGUGUCGACUGCAUCUACCCCAGAACGAAGGCCCGCACCGAUACCGGGACAAAUGCCAACUCCCGCUCGCACCCCCACAGUCACCAAGUCGAUUGAGUCGAUGCCGAUGUCUCAGACCGUCGCUUCAAUGCCUACACCAUCGUCGAUCAAACGCAGCAGCCGUGUGAGCUGGCCCAGCGAUGGCGAGAUUGGAGAGGGAGACGAGCCCAGAAGCGCGGGCAGCUCGUCUCAGCCAACACCACCGCCAACAUCCUCGUGGACGAUCCGACAGCACUUCACGUCCUCUCAGAGUUCUGCUUCUGGAUCAGGUCCGGGUGACGGAUCAGGUGAACAUAUGGAAUCUCAGUCACCAACGGCAGGUUUUUACUCCUCAACGGUAACCUCUGCGGUUAGUAUGAAGCGUCGGUCUGCAAUCAAGUCCACGCUCGUGGAACAAUUGAGUCAGGCGAACUCGGCAUCCGAUAUCGACCUAGCUUCGGGUCACCACCAUGCAGAAGGGUCAUCCAUGCCAGCAGCCACGGACAAGCAUGUGAGGACAUCUCCCUCUACAGAGGGCACUCUAACGCCAAGGACUUCUUCCACUGCAACUGUCACAUUGUUUGUAACUGUCAGGUCAACAGGCCCGAAGGUGACAAACCCGCAGACUAGGAAGCGCAAUAUGCCAACAAUGGAGCCCAACGAGGCGGGCAGUCGUGCGACAGUCAGCAUUGAGCGCACAGAGAAAGUAGCCCGAAGACAGCACUCAACAUUGGACCACCAUGUCAAGGGCUCUUUCUAUAACCUCCGUGCAGCUGUUCACAGAUAUACCCGUGCAAGGGCAGAGAGCAGCCCGGAGGAAGAAGGCUCCGACGCGGGCGACUGUAGUCACACAGACUCAACGAAGGAAGAAGUGGAAGUCACAGAAGAGAUGCUCGCAGCCGUGCAGGACGGUUUCUACCAGCGCGCACUGCUGAAGUUUUUCAAACUCGAGAAAGACGUUCUCCAGCCCUCAUCGUUGCUUGCGUGGCCUACCUUCUCGCCUAGUAGCAAGCCCGCAAAGGAAUUCGAGAUGUUGCGAAACGACGUUCGACGUCUCAGAGACGACAACGCCACGUUGAUGAACCGAGUUAUUGCUCUGCUCGAAGAGAAAGCCGCAGGAGUAGAGAAGGAAGCAAAGUUGAUGGUAAGAAUGGCAGAACUGGAGCGGGGAUGA
This is a messenger RNA of Capronia coronata CBS 617.96, 1653 nucleotides long. RefSeq lists its product as uncharacterized. NCBI's taxonomy places the organism in Eukaryota, Fungi, Ascomycota, Eurotiomycetes, Chaetothyriales, Herpotrichiellaceae. The record is from RefSeq and is a predicted model, not a curated record. The transcript has a single exon. The coding region runs from base 1 to 1653 and encodes 550 amino acids.